Messenger RNA from Elgaria multicarinata webbii, 779 nucleotides. RefSeq names its product ATP synthase peripheral stalk subunit OSCP (gene ATP5PO). NCBI's taxonomy places the organism in Eukaryota, Metazoa, Chordata, Lepidosauria, Squamata, Anguidae. The transcript has 7 exons. Gene Ontology annotation, biological process: proton motive force-driven mitochondrial ATP synthesis. The record is from RefSeq and is a predicted model, not a curated record. Gene Ontology annotation, molecular function: proton-transporting ATP synthase activity, rotational mechanism. Bases 10 to 696 code for a protein of 228 amino acids.
UCUCUACGCAUGCGCAGGACAGGACAGGACAGGGCCCGGUUUGACCUACAGCAGGAGAAGAUGGCGGCAGCUGCGGGCUUGUCUCAGAAGGUGCGCCACUUCAGUACCUCCCUGCUCCGGCCAGUAUCAAAAUUAGUGCAGCCCCCAAUUCAAGUGUAUGGACUGGAAGGUCGAUAUGCCACUGCACUCUAUUCUGCUGCCUCUAAGCAGAAGAAGUUGGACCAGAUAGAGAAAGAGUUGGCACGGGUGAUGGCACUUAUAAAGGAUCCUAAAUUAUCUGGCGUUGUCAUGAAUCCUCACAUAAAGGCUGCAGUAAAGCAAAAGGCUGUGAAUGAUGCUGUACUUAAAGAAAAACUGUCUCCUAUCACUGUCAAUUUUGUCAAUGUGCUUGCUGAAAACGGUCGCUUGCGUUACACUCCCGGUGUAAUUUCUGCAUUUGCUAAGAUUAUGAGCGCAUACCGUGGAGAAGUGAUAUGCUCUGUAACUACUGCCCAGCCUUUGGAUGAGGCCACUCUUACAGAGUUGAAAACAACAUUGAAUGGCUUUCUAGCUAAAGGAGAAGUAUUGAAACUGGAAGCAAAGACUGACCCAUCAAUUUUGGGAGGAAUGAUUGUCAGCAUUGGCGAGAAAUACGUUGACAUGUCUACAAAGACGAAGAUUCAGAAACUGAGCAAGAUCAUGAAAGAGGCGGUCUAGUCUUUGUCUGGAUAUGUUUGUUUUUUCAUUAAAUCCUAUAUUCAACUCUGUUAUGGAAAGAAUAAAAAUAGUACUUAAAGAGA